AGAACUGGAGAAAAAGACUGAAUCGCAAAUCUCCAAUUUACUAGACUACAUUAUUGAUAUGAACUACUAUGAAACACCAGUGGGGGGCAGCACGGAGCCGCUGCUGCAUCUGCUCGGCCUCCGAGGGACCGGAAGAAGAUGACGGCGCAGCAGUUGAUUACUUUCGUAACAUGACUCCUAGAACGUCUUUACAAUAUUAAACCAAAGGGGAUGCUGCCGCUAGUCGCAGCCGAGUUGACCCCGGUGCAGCUGUAUCGACACCUCCUCAGGUGCUGCAGGCGGUUACCCACCGACGCCAUGCAGCAGCAUUACCGACACGCCAUCAGACAGGGUUACACCAGUCACUCGGAUGAAGACGACCCGGAGAGGAUACAGAUGAUAAUCCAAAGAGCCGUAGCAGACGCAGGCUGGGUUCUGGAUAAAUACACCAAGAAGAAGUGAAGCUCCUAAACCUGGUGGGAUGUUUAGUUAUUGUGAUGUGAACAUCUGCAAUGAAGCAACAUCUGCUGUGUUGAGAUGAGCGAUCUAUAAAAACUGUAAAUACUGUUCCUUGAUCGAAAUGACAUGACUGUAUACUGUGAUUAUUUGUUUAAUAAAUUAUAACCCCCCCAUA
Messenger RNA from Pungitius pungitius (ninespine stickleback), 613 nucleotides. RefSeq names its product LYR motif containing 9 (gene lyrm9). The transcript is spliced from 4 exons. Bases 211 to 441 code for a protein of 76 amino acids. NCBI's taxonomy places the organism in Eukaryota, Metazoa, Chordata, Actinopteri, Perciformes, Gasterosteidae. The record is from RefSeq and is a predicted model, not a curated record.